AUGGCACCUCUUCUUGCCCUCAACGACCAGUCGCACAGGCACGCUGCCGUGACUGCAAGCAAUGCACGUAUUCGCAUUUCCAUCUACGAGUAUGCGCUCGUCGAAGAGCAGCCUCUGCUACCACAGCAAGUUGCAGCCAAAUCGAACAAGUUCCUCUGCCGCCGCUCAUUACACGGCCGAGCACUGCAGGACAUGACGUUCAAGGGGAAAGAAGUGACCAGGCGCGUCUUCUGGAUGUCUCAAAUCACACGAACUUGCCGCCACUUCUAUUUCGAGCUCGAGAACUACCCCGUCUUCUAUCGUGUCAACACCUUCAACUUUUUUGAAGCUUCAAUGAUUCUGCGGUUCCUCUCUGCGAUCACGCCUCAAAGACGGUCAUUCAUUCGCAGCAUUACAUUCAAACCGAUGGACGUGCCUUGCUGGUUUCGUAUAUGGAACGGGGAACCGGCCAGCCACCCGGCAAAAGCCAAGUUACUUCGACACGUAGCAGUUUUGCUGCAUCAAUGCGGAGACCUUCGCGACAUGCAAAUCUUCAUUUCGGCGAGGUACCCGUUCGAUAUUGGUUUGAUGGACAUUGUCAAGUGCUGCAAUCACUACCUUGUCAGCCAGGAUGAUGCACUCAUUUGGUCUUUGCCAACCAUCAGACCAAUGGCUGUGCCUGAUAACGCUUUUGGUAUCACCCUGAUUGACCUCACCACCGCCGUCGAUCUCACGAAUGUGACUGCGAACGCACCACACUUCUCUAGCACAGAGCUCUUGAACGCAGCAAUAAAGGCAGAAAAGGCGAUUCUUGCACUUCGUGAGCGUCUGUCAAAAGACAAGGCUGGCGGCAACGGCGUCCAGAUUACUUCACGUCAAGUUGAUGAGGCUAUACAUGCUUCAGAGAUUGAUUUUCCUGGAGAGGAACGCAUUCAACAGAAUCGGUUCAACAGCACCAAUGGCCCAGUCUCUAAGCGUACCCGACAGAAGUGUAAUGGAGGAUUGGUGAAUGAUUUGGGAGUCAUUGAGAGGACCAAGAACAGGUACAAUGCUGAAGGGCUGCUCACCUUGAACAUUUUCGCUAUCACAGGGCUCAGAUGGAGUGGUUCAAACAUUGAAUGCGAAGUCCAAGGCUACAGCGCAACUACCGACCCUCAGAACAUGAAUAGCUCCUGGGAAGACAUCGAGGCCGUGCUGACAUUCGAUGGCACGUUAUAUCUGGGAUUCUAUUACCAGAAACUCAGCACCAUGAUGUCCGGGGCAGAUCCGGUCACUCGUCUUAAGAAAAUCCAGUCGAUUCCCACUCCCCAACAUGUCUCGGAAGCAAUAGACCACAUUUUGCGCGGGAUGUGGCAAGAGCAACGCCACAUUUAUCGAACCUGGGCUUUACGAUGGGCACAGAUCCGAAGCGGCUACGAAGAUAUGAUCGCGGACUUAGAGAAACAGGUUAAUCUCGCAACCGAACAAGCAGCUGAAGAGGCCAAUCAGAAACGUAAGCCCAGCAAGGCGUUGGGUAAGAAGGCUGGAGGAAAGGCCACGAAACGACCAAAUUGA
Truncatella angustata is the source of this 1533-nucleotide messenger RNA. RefSeq lists its product as uncharacterized. The transcript has 2 exons. The record is from RefSeq and is a predicted model, not a curated record. The coding region runs from base 1 to 1533 and encodes 510 amino acids. NCBI's taxonomy places the organism in Eukaryota, Fungi, Ascomycota, Sordariomycetes, Amphisphaeriales, Sporocadaceae.